AGACUUGGAAAUCAUGUUUUAAUCACUAUGAAUCACCUUAAGCUGGUUGUGGUCGGUCCAAAUGAGUGUGGAAAGUCGUACAUCUGCAAUUUUCUUUCCGAAACUGUAGAUCAGGUUACCGGUGAAUACCAUCCAACUAGCGGUGUCAGAAUAUUAGAAUAUGAACAAAAAAUCAAGGUGAAAGGAAAAACUGGUAAGAUCGAAGUCGAAUUGUGGGAUGCAAGUGGUGACAAGAAAUUCGAAGCGUGCUGGCCGGCUAUUUUCAAAGGGUCUCAUGGGGUAGUUUUUGUGUAUAACCCAGAUAAUCCUUGUCAUAUAGAGGAUUUAUAUAAUUGGUAUCGAUUAAUACCGCCUUAUAUAGGUUUAGGCGAACAGCAUAUGUGUAUCAUUUGCCACAGAAAACCAGACGCAUCUAACUGUGACCAGAUUUCGCUGCCAAAUGACAUACGAAAUAUACUUCAUCUAUUUUCUAAUAUACCGAAAGAUGGCGAAAAACUCAGACAGCAGUUCGGAAAAUUUGUAUCACAUGUAGCUUGGGGCAGAGUGGAAGCAAACGAACAAGAAGAGCUCAAAAUAAUGAAUGGUUAAAUACGAAUUUUGUUUGAAUAUAAACAUUUAGCUUCGUAUUUGUAACGUGUUAAUAAUAUAUAUCUCAUAUCGUUUUCAGCCUCUGCUUUCGACAUUUAGUCCAGCAUAAAUGAGUGAUCACAGAAACGUUAAAUUUCUUUGACGUUUUACAUCGUGCAUAUACAAAUCGUAAAUGCGACAGUUAGGCCACUG
This is a messenger RNA of Schistosoma turkestanicum, 780 nucleotides long. The record is from the annotation of a GenBank genome assembly. Lineage: Eukaryota; Metazoa; Platyhelminthes; Trematoda; Strigeidida; Schistosomatidae.